ACUAUAUGUCGUCAGUACGGGAUUCGACAUUCUCAUAUGUCCAUCUUGAUAAUCCCAAUCGAGUGUUGUAUAUGGAGAAAUGGAGAGAUGAUUCCAUUCCCUUUGAUGCCAUUGAUACUCAACAAUUAUUAGAUGCUACAUCAUCAAUACUACCAUUCACCUUAUUAGAUGAUGAAGAAGAAGAUGGAUCGAUACCAUUACAACCAGCCACUUUGGGAGCUAAUUUAUACAAGAAGAGAACAGCCAAUAAAGAUAAAACAUGGAGCGAUUUGGGUAUAAGAGAUAAGUUCAUUAAUGAAGGGUUGAAUAGUAAUCCUUCUAUGGUUGAUCGAAGUUUAUUAGGAUUCUUACGUACUACUGAAGCAGAUGGUGGAACAAAUCAAAUGACAGUGGCGGAAUAUUUAUCGAAUGGGUUUCAAAUAAGUGAUAACAAUGAUGUUUUAUUAAAUUCGGAAUUGGUUAAUGAUAGUACAUUUAGUGUUCAUCAUGGCGAUUUUUUUAUAAAUUCAACGGCAUCAGAAGCUCAACUUUCAAAUAAUAAUAAUAAUAAUGGUGGCGCUAGUGCUAAUAAUACAUCUUUCCAACCUUUAAGAAGCUCCUCGAUAGGUACGUCAAAUCAUCAAGGAAUAAUACAAACUCCUCGUGUUGGUAGAACUCGUCAAGCUUCCAACGAUCGUAUUUUCCAAACUCCAAUUACACGCAUAAUGAGAUAA
Molecule: messenger RNA, 713 nt
Organism: Scheffersomyces coipomensis
Lineage: Eukaryota; Fungi; Ascomycota; Pichiomycetes; Serinales; Debaryomycetaceae
Gene: CTA6
Product: Cta6p
Exons: 1
Coding region: 6-713 (235 amino acids)
Cellular component (GO): anaphase-promoting complex
Source: RefSeq, a predicted model, not a curated record